AAGUGAAAAGUGAAAACUGUAUCUAGUACUCAGUUACUAGGAUAGUAUUAACAUUUUAUUGAAAUGUAUUUUAUUUUUUAAACUUGACCCUGAUGAAAGGACAGUAAAAUCAGUCAAAGCUCGAGGUCAGUGUUCUGACUUCUGACUUUUGUGAAGAAGUUUUUAAUUGCAUUUUCCAGUGAAUUAUAAAUUGGUUUUUGUAUUGUACUGUAGAGAAUAAAAUAAUAGUCAUUAGCAGUAAAAGCAAGUGUUCCUCUUUAAAGCGUAAUUAAAUAAAUUUGUUUUCAACGAAUCUUGUUAUUAUGGCUAUUGUAAAAACUCCGGUACUCAAAGUGAUUUUAUGCGGCGAAUAUGGUGUGGGGAAAAGCUCAAUAUUUCGACGAUUUAUUAACAAUACAUUUUUACCGAAUUCUGAUAGAAGGUCUACUUUAGGAUUAGAUCAUUUCGAAAAACUUUUCCAUGUUGGGGACAAAGAUGUCAAGUUACAGCUAUGGGACACCGGUGGCAUGGAGAGAAUAGCAUCAGUUACUUCAAGUUAUUAUAAAUAUGCCGAGGCAGCUGUAUUAGUUUUUUCUUUAGAUAAUGCCUCAUCAUUUCAUGUACUCAGCCAACAUCUACUAGAUAUAGUUACUUAUGCUGAGAAUGCCAAAAUAUUUUUAUGUGGUAAUAAAUCAGAUUUAGAAGGAUUGUGUCCUCAAGUAACAGAUGCUGAUAUAGAGAACUUUUGUGAACAAUGUCACAAUUUGAUAAGCAGUACAUAUAAGACAUCGUGCAAAAGCGGGAAAGGCUUGGAUGAGAUGUUCUCGGAUAUAGCACAUCAGCUGGUUGAGUCAAAUAGAUCCCGGAUUGAGCUACAGAGACUUGACCACAACAGCUUCAAAAUAACCCAUCCCGAACCCCCCGACGAACCCCCAUGUAGCUGUUGAUUUAAUUUAUACAUUUCAUAUAAUAAUUAUCAUUAUUUUGUAGAGCUGAAUUAUCAUAACAGUAAUAAUUUUUUUAUUGUCAAUUUUCAAGCUUUUUUGUCAUUACCUUUGAACAGAGAUGAUUCUUAAUUAUUUGUAUCCAAUAUUUCAGUCCCUAAAAAAUGGCACUGGACUCUAUAUUGUAGUUGCAUUUUAUUUUUUUAAUGACAAUAUUUUUAAUAUAUGUCAUAUUAAAUUAUUUUUCUUAUAAAUAUUGUGUGAUUGAGGAUUUUUUUUCUCAUAUUUUUUUAUGAUGAUGUUACAAACGUCCUGUGUAACGGGUUGUGUUGAAUUAAAGUUACUACAUUAAUUAACUUCUCAUUAAAAAUUUAUUGUCACUUAACCUUACAUAUUCUCUUUUAUUUGACAUUUAUAAUGGAACACUAACUAAGGCCUAAUCUGUAUUAUUUAUAAGUUUUGUAUUUAAAAUGAGUCUAAACUGCAAUGAUAAAGUAUUUGUACCAAUGUCUCUAUGUUAUUAAAAAAAAAACUGUAUAACAUUUGAAAUAGCACAAAAUUCUUUCUUCAAAUAAUAUUUUGUUCCAUUUCCAAAUCAAAAUUAAUUUAUAAGAUUUUAUUGUUAUUGUGAUUUGAAGAUACAUAAUCUUCAUAAUUUCUUUAUGUACCUGAAGUAUUUUAGUUUUUAUUCUAUCUCUCUCUAUUUUUGUUUUUUUUUUUUUUGCUAAUGAAUAAUUAAAAACAUAUUCACUGUAAGGACAGGCUUAUAUUAUAAAGUGCAUCGACUGAUUAAAAUUUUGAUCAUUUAAUAAUGUUUACACGCGAUUGAUAUUAUUAUAUAAAAAUAACUUAUAUUUUAUAAGCUAAUAUUUGUUUGUUGUACCCUAAAUGAUCAAAUGGUAGCUUUAAAUGUUGGCCAAAUGUAUUGACAGUGAUGUGUAAAAUACAUAGGUGUGUAUUGUGAGAGUAGUGAGUCACAACAGCAUGAUUUAAUCAAUAAAAUAUUCACAGAU
This is a messenger RNA of Danaus plexippus (monarch butterfly), 1936 nucleotides long. It is a transcript of the gene RabX6, whose product is annotated as ras-related protein Rab-2B. The record is from RefSeq and is a predicted model, not a curated record. Gene Ontology annotation, molecular function: GTPase activity; GTP binding. NCBI's taxonomy places the organism in Eukaryota, Metazoa, Arthropoda, Insecta, Lepidoptera, Nymphalidae. The transcript is spliced from 3 exons. Bases 303 to 926 code for a protein of 207 amino acids.